Meleagris gallopavo (turkey) is the source of this 1381-nucleotide messenger RNA. NCBI's taxonomy places the organism in Eukaryota, Metazoa, Chordata, Aves, Galliformes, Phasianidae. The record is from RefSeq and is a predicted model, not a curated record.
UUCCGCACCUCCCCCAGAACUGCGAUGGCCGUGCUGCUGCUUUCUGAUCCUCGCUCUUACCUGUGGUUUUAUCUUACAGCGCAUGGUUCUCUCUCAGCACCCAAGUGUGUGUGGGUGUCUUCUGCUGCCACAAAGCUGCUCAGCUUGGAGGAGGCACAGGCACAGAGGCGAGGCCACAGCAGCUCUCCCCUUGUGCCAGAGAGCGGGGACAUUGAAGUGGAAGAAGGCCCUGCAGCUGUACAGGGCAAAUUCCACACCGUCAUCAACUUUCCAUCCAAAAGACAAAAUCCAGCCAGCAAGAUGAAGGAAUCACCAGCUGGCUGUUGGUGUUGCUGGAGAAAACCAUCCUCUGGGACCAAACGCCAACUGCAGCGCAAUGCCAGGGAGCCCUCAGAGACAGAAGUCAUGGUCCUGGCAGGUGAAUCGAGCUCUUGCCAACCCACAAGAUCCAGGGCAAGUAGCAGUGAUGCGCUGUGUGCUUCCAUCAGUGGAGAGCUCCUGGGAAGCACAAAUCACUGCAGUUCAAACUGCAGCCUUCCAAGUAACAACAGUGAUGGGGAGAAGGAGCUUGUGCAAGUUCAUGUUCUGAUUUCUCCCGGCUCUGCUGAAGACGCUGACCUGAGCCUGCCAGACACCACAGUCACCAGCCUGGACUGUGACCCAGUGUCUCUGCAGUGCUGUCCAUCCCAAACACGGGCUGAGCGCUCCGACAGCAGCACCUCCAUGCAGGAGCAGGUCAGCAUCAGUGAGGAGGAACAGAGCCUCUUGGAGGGGGACUUACAAUCAUGUCUCCAGUCCCAGGUGCCACACAGCAGCACGAGCUCUGAGCCACCCUCUCCAUGACAAGAGUAGAUGAUUCCCAUCUUUACCCGGACCUCUCACGCCCUCCUCUCUUUUACAAAAUAAUAAAAGCACGCUCGUGCUCAACCAUCGCCUUGACUGCCUGUGGAGUCUUCAUUCACGCAGAUUGGGAUGAAUGCAAGAAGCAACAAGGCACCUCAGCUUGCAACGCUGAGGCUGUGGGGUGCAUGAAGCAGAGCUUCAUGUUUGUUUCCGUUUUGUCUGGCUUUGGGAUGUCUGCAGCGAGUGCUCUGCUAUCAUUUGGUACGAUAGCAAAUAAUCUCUAGCAUCCUAGAUGCUGCUCAUGAUAAUCCCAAACUUCCUGGUUGUGGCUUUGCGAUGCUUUUCCGGGCUUUUUGAUGCUUUAACACCUCUCUCCUCCCGCCGUGUCCAUUCCUGGUUCCCAACCUACGAGCUGGCCAUGCAAAUCAUCUCCAGGCCUGUCAUCUUCAGAAUGCAGCAGGACGAGCUCAACUUGACCAACAUCUGCCCCGCCCCGGCUUCUCACUGCUCAGCGGCUUGUAUACAUAUAUAUGUAUAG